Messenger RNA from Bursaphelenchus okinawaensis, 2980 nucleotides. The record is from the annotation of a GenBank genome assembly. NCBI's taxonomy places the organism in Eukaryota, Metazoa, Nematoda, Chromadorea, Rhabditida, Aphelenchoididae.
AUGAGCAUUAAAACAGUUACUACAGCCUUAAAAUCAUUUGGGUAAGUUUAACAUUCAUUAUUUGUUUUGGUUUUAGAUAUGAACAUGGAUAGCCCUUAAAAACAUAUUUUUAUAUUUUCAAGCUGUAGAAGAUAACUUUUAAUAUUUUACAAGUUAUAAAACGUUAAAAUUCACAAUGUUUUAGGUAUAAAGACGAGUUGAACGAGAAUAUAGUCGAAAAAUCAGUCAAAUCAGAUAUUGUCUUAUUCUCACGAGUUGUUGGAUGGCUUGCUGGCGAACUUCAUGUCCUAUUACAGCUAGAAAACACAGUUGAAGAAAUUGAGAAUGUUAAUCAGGAGCAAAAAUUCGUUUCUGAGUUAUCGGCGUUUUUGAGCGAGUAUGGUGAGUAAUAUCUGAUUUUUUAUGUUUUUUAAUGUUUAGGUAAUUUAUUCUUUUUGGUAAAUUAAACAAAAAUGUUUUAGAAGGCGAAACAGUGGAUAUUCAAGCUUCAAAACAUGGAGAUUUGUCUACUGAUGAGGGUAGAUUGAAGCUACUACAAUAUUUGUUAUCGCAAGUGAAGCCAGCUCGACUUAUUGCAUUAAAACGAUUACAGAAGCAAAGAAUUGAUGAGUUAUCAAAGCCUAGCGUACGUUUAAGUUAUUUUUUGUAUGUUCUUGGUUUUUAGGAUCCAUUGAAGGAAUUGGCACGAAUUUUGGUGUUGUUGAACAUCCGACCUGAUCAAGUGCAAGAUCAACAUGUUUUGAUGGACAAAUUUAAAUCAGAGGUGAGUUAAUAUCCAAGAAUUAUGAUAGAGGAGAUCUUUUAAGUCAUUAAAAGCUUGAUAUGGAACCAAGAACUAUGUUUUAUAUAAUUUUAGGUCCAAAAAACCUUCAACGGCUUGGUGAGAAGACCUAAACCAAUCUUCAAUGGCAAGUUUAAUGACAAACAAUGGUCCCAAUUGAACACAUUUGCUCAGAAUUUCACGAAAGAUUACAAAGUAAGGACGGAGAUGUUGUUGAAAAGAUUGGAUAUUACAAUUGAAUCGUUUUUAUGGUCAGAUAAGGUUCAUCAGCUGGAAAAGAGUGUUAUGAAGGCAUACCUGCCCGAGAGGAAUACCUUGGGUUACUGGAAGCCUAUUGGAGUUGAGGGGCUUCUUGGUGCUACUGAGGGUGGGUUUUUGCAUUUUUAUGAUAUUGUUUAUAAGAAGGGAGGUUUUAUGAAAUUUUUCAUUGGAAAUGAGGAUUUUAUGACAUUUUUUGUUAAACUUUAAGAUAAUAUGACAUUUUAAACUAUUUUGCCAUUUCAGACUUACUAAUCAUCGAGAAAGCCUCCUCAAGUCGCCAACGUACUGGUACUCGUUCCAAAAUCUCCGACUUUAUGCUGAACCAAGUACCGGCCGACAGAGGCGGCCGAACUGAUAAUACCGUAUCACCGCCCAAAGAGACCUUCAAGAAUCAGUACAAGCCUCAACAACGUCGUGGACCAACUCACUCACCUAAAAAAAGCGGAAAGUAUCAUGAACAAGCUCAGCAUGGCCUUGAAGGUCAGGUGAAACGAGAAUAUUGGUCUAGCAAACGAGGAAAGUUUCAUUGAAAACGGUUGAUUUUGGUUCGGUAGAGGUUGAAGAUGGUAUUGUUGAGGACUGUAAAAGGUUGUGUAAUGUAUAUUAUGGAUGAUAUUUACUUAAAAUGGGUUUUUUUUGCCCAGUAUAAGCGAAAAAUCGACGUUUUGAUAGUAAUAUAUGGUUGUUCAAAAAAUUCUGAGCUACUCUCAAAGCAAAUUUUUGCGGCGAAGUGGUGCAGGAUUUUUUGAACAACUUAUAUAUUGGGUUUUAAAAAAUUUUUGUUGUUAUCCAUCAUUAAAAUUAAUGUAAAUUGACGACAAGACUUUUAUACAGUAUAAUUUUAUUGUAUACUGUCAUUUUGUUUGGGUAUUACUGUAAUAUAAAACUGGGUGUUGCCUAAAAUCAUAUAUUCGUUGCUAAAUGUGAAUAGUAGGUUGUUCAAAUAAUUCUGUGCUUUUUCUCUAUUUUUUUCUUAAUUUUUUGAUGUAAGGGAGCAUGGGAUUAUUUGAAGAACUUAAUAUUACCUAAAAUGAUAUUUUCUUUGCUAAAUGUGAAUAUGAUUUAUAUUGUUAUUGUUGAUGAUUUUCUUGUGCCUUAUGUAUAAUAAAUGCUAUAUAUUGAUGGAAAUUGAAAUUUUGUAUUGAAAUGGUUCUUAACGGCCGAAAAAGUAUUUGAAAUUGCCAAUUUUUUAAAAUGUUUGAAAUGGAAGAUCGCGAAUGUUGAAGUUUGUGAUGUUAUAAUUGAUGUAAUUUAGUAGCUGGGAUGACAAACCGCUACUUCUCGACGUAUGUGGAGGAUUUGGAACAGGUGGGUCAUGUUUUUUUAUCUACCACUACCCCACGUCUACUCCAACCCCACCCCUACCUCACUUCACCCCUACCCCACUCCUACUCCUCCACCCCUAUUCUUAUCCCAUCCCUUCCUCUUCUCGUACCCCUACCAUACUCAUAUUUAUACCUCACCCCUAACUCACUUCACCCCUACCCCAUUCCUACUCCAUCCUACCGCAUUUCAGCCCUACCCACUCCUACCCUACCCAUAUCCCAUUCAUGCCUCUUCCUGUAUCUCUACCAUACCCAUCUUCGUAACUCUACCUGCAGUACCCUUAUAAAUUUUUUACCACACCCAAAUAUAUUUUUUUCAUUUUUACUCAUUUUCUUAUCACUCAUCUCAUUUCAGGACCCCUUCGACGCCACAGACUUUGUCGAACGUCUAGCCUGGCGCAUCACCGAAGGCAAGGAAGAUGUUGAUGUAGAGUAUUUGAAGCGAAAGUUCGAAGAAGAGAUUGGCUCUCUACAAGCAUCAAGUGAAAACUUUCAAGCCAAAAUCCAACGACUCGAGGAUCAACGAAAUGUGGCCAAAAUGAAGUACUUGGACUCGCUACAACAACUUCACGAAAAGAAUGCAGACGCCUUGGAGAAGGUGAAGGUAGGGUAA